AUGGUGAAGGCGGACGUCCGAAGGGAUUACUAUGCGGACCUGGGAGUGGCGCCCAGCGUAGAAGCUGAAGACAUCAAGAAGCAAUUCCGAAAACUAGCGCUGAAAUACCACCCCGACAGGAACCCCGGGAAAGAGGUCGAGUUCAUUGCCAAAUUCCAGGCUAUCCAAGCGGCCCAUGAAAUUCUGAGCGACCCCCAACAACGACUUAAGUACGACACGGAUCGCCUACGUGCUGGCUACGGCAAGAAUUAUGGCCCCCCUCGAGCGAAUACCCAACGCAAGGCCCAACCCACCAGCUAUACCCCCACGGGCCCUCCGAAAACACCCAACUCGAAACCCCCGUUUGCAAAUCGACCCAACCCCUCAACGAAUGGCCCUUCAGCCGGCGCGCAACGGUAUGCGUCACACGCCCGUGCAGGGCCACAAUGGCAAAAACCACAGGAUGAGGCGCAGACAAGGGCAGACGCGUUCCGGGGCUUCCAGGGAAUGAGAAACUCCAAUACAGGAAGCUGGCAAAACUUUGAUCCUCGGACUGGGCGCGCAGCCCCUAAUCCGGGUGCCACGCCCAGACAGAAUGCGCCCUUUGGGCAGUCUGCACGACCCAAGUCCGCGUUUGAAUACUUCCGAGAAAAUUACAGGACCCAGAAGCCUUCUACCCCGCAGUCUCCCAAGAAAAGACAGGGCUUUGCCCCGGGAACCGCGGGAGGAGACGAGCCCAUGGCCCGGAAUACCUCUUCCUAUACCAGUCGGAGUGAUCGGCCGACCAGCCAUUACUUUGACGCUGCGCCUCCGCCAACCGCGAAGAAACCAGCGGAGCCGGAAUCCACCUUUGUUUCUCCGGAAUUUGAGCGGGCAAGUAGUCGGUAUGCUAAGGCGGGAGGCGAGAGGACGUUCUUCUCGAGCGAUGAGUUUGGCCGUUCAGCAAGCGUGCGGACUCCUUCAGGGUCAUAUCGACCCAAUUCGCGUACGAAUCCACCAAGCCCCGUACCUCCCCAGCCCGACAGACACCGCAGCGCCAGCCCCAAGGAUCGACGAAACCGAACCUACUCCGCAUCCACAAGCUCGAGUGAUUCGGAGGACGACGAAGAAGAGAGUGUACGCCGGCGCAGCAAAUUCAAACCAAAAGCUGUGCCGAAGAGCCGGCUUCGACCACAUCAAAAGUUCUCCGACUUCCAUCGCCAAGACUACUCGAGUCCCGGAACUGGUGAGGAUCCUUUCACUCAGUCGAGCAGCCAGGAAUCUCGGCCUUCAUCGCCGCCACGGCAACACUACUUCUCUUCUCGGGGAUCCCGGAAGAGCUAUACUUUCGUGGAUUUGACCGCUGACAGUGAUGAUGCCAAAGGACACAACUCGGAUAGUGCCGCCUUUCCCAAUGGCUCCUCCUACCGGCCAGAUCAGCAAUCUAGUUCCCAUGACCCUUUUCGAACUGGCACGGCCCAACACACAGCUCGGCCUCAAACUACAGCGUUCGGCCGCAGUCACUCCAAUGACCUGCACAAAAAGUUCUCGGCUGAGGAUUGGAGAGAUCAUCUGGACAAGUUCGACUUUCUAGGCUCGAGCUCGGCAGCCAAACCGCCACACCAGGCCUCGCCUACUCCGCAGAAUCAGGGGUGGACGGCGGCUCAAAAUGGCCCAGCACAGCCGUCGCAGCCGGCAGCAUCCCCCGACUUGAACCCUUUCGGUGCCAUGCCCCAGCAACAAAAACAGCCACAACAGCAGCAGCAGCCCACUCCAUUUGCACAAGCGAAAUUUUCCGCAGACGAGUGGAUCCAGCAGCUCAAUAAUCUUCAGUGGGCAAAUCCGAAAGCCGCCAGCAAUUCACAAUCGACAAAGAUCCCGCCGUCCCGAAGCCCCAAGAAACAGACCAGGCUGGGAGCUAAAGUGCGGAGUGCUCCACAGCCGGCGAGCCGGCACCCUUCCCAACCCGACCGGACAGCAGACACCGAGUCGAUGGAUGUGGACGAUUUAUCCACGCCGCCUGACUACCCGAUCAAAUUCGACGAGACCCCUCAGGAUGUAUAUCGCUCGAUGUAUCCUGACAUUAACUCUCACGGCGCCCAAGAUGCACAUACGCCAGCGAGCAAAUCUCAACCGCCCUCACAGACCGAGAGCACGGCUGCAAAUGCAGAAACUCGACCACCUUUCUUCAACCUCGAUAAUCUCCGUAAUUCUGCACCCUUCACCACUACCAAUAGCGGGGGCAUUGACAACUUGGGCGACGUUGAGGCGGAGCUUCCGUUUGAAUCACAAGCAAAACAACAGAAGACGAUGAAAAAGGAUAUUCGUCCUCGAGAACUCAAAUGCCCCAACCCUCCCAAACGGCCCUGGGCGCCAAGACCGGCGCCUGUAUACCCGGGUUCGCAGCAGCUCACACUCUCGCGCGACAAGUGGAACUGGUACGUGUCGGCGAUGGGCACGUACAUGCACGAGUGGAAUGCCUUCAACCGCCGCAUGCUCCUACACUUCAAUACUCGCCAGGAGGCGAUCGAGACAGGACUAGCGCCUGGGUGGGUCAGUGCGGUUGGAGACUCGGCGCGACUUAAAAUCAACGGCGAUGAUGACGAUGACUCGGCCCUCACAGCUGAUGACGAGAAUGAGGAUGAGUCUCUCGUCCCGGGCAGCGGCAAGGGCGGGUUCAGCGCCUACCUGCGCGGCAUCGAGGAGGACAUCCAAGUCCGAAAGCAUUGGGAAGUGGCUUGUGAGAUGCAUCGCGAAUGCAUUUUCGAUCUGGGCCGUCUGCGCGAAUGGAUCCGGAAUGGCGGGAAGGUGGUGUAA
Molecule: messenger RNA, 2775 nt
Organism: Penicillium alfredii
Lineage: Eukaryota; Fungi; Ascomycota; Eurotiomycetes; Eurotiales; Aspergillaceae
Exons: 4
Coding region: 1-2775 (924 amino acids)
Source: RefSeq, a predicted model, not a curated record